Planococcus citri (citrus mealybug) is the source of this 1104-nucleotide messenger RNA. RefSeq lists its product as uncharacterized. The transcript is spliced from 2 exons. The coding region runs from base 250 to 939 and encodes 229 amino acids. Lineage: Eukaryota; Metazoa; Arthropoda; Insecta; Hemiptera; Pseudococcidae. The record is from RefSeq and is a predicted model, not a curated record.
AAAAAAGCAAAAAAAAUGAAUUAAUGAAAUAAUAAAAUGACCAAGAAGUUACAUUUCACUGGUAGAGUCAAAGUUGGUAACAUUGAAUGUUAUCACUCAAAAUUUCAAAAAAAAAAACAACAACUUCGAAAUACUUCGAAAUUGAAGAAUUGAAAAUUGAUUGAAAAAAUGAGGUGUUAAUCGUUUACUAUUUCGCAUAUUACGACUGUUUCUUCAUUCAGAAAGCAGAAUUCCCUAAACGCUCCGAAAAUGUCUCUGGUAAAAACGUUCGCCAAUGCUACGAACAUCGACGACAACGACCGUAUAAAAUUCCAUCGUACGAAGAUAGUUGCCGCCAAAGAGACACUGAGACUUCUCCGAAACAGACUGCAUUUAUUGAAAGCUUCCAACAGUCAAGUACAACGUGAACUGCUGGCUGAUUUGACCAAACUUGAGCAUGCAUUGUCUCUGGCAGUACACGAAAUGCAGAAAGUAGUCACCAAACGUCACAUGAUUCAGUUGGCUCUCGAACGAUCGAUAUUUUCUACCUUGUUGUACUUACCGGAGAAAAAACUCUUCGAUGCGAUCGGAUUAAAUGACAUCGAGCAUUGUAUUUCCGAUAACUUGAAAUCCAUGCUAACGCAAGCUGAAUCUUUGAAAGAAAAAAAGGAAACAUCCGAUACUCAGUUUAUAAAGAUGACGAAUUGUAGAGACGAGUUGGCCGAUGUUGUUGAUGAGAUAGCUACCAAGUUGAAUGAUCAAGGAUCGUCGGAAUCCGACGAAAUAAAAAAACAACGAUUGGCCAAAAAGUGCGAUAAUAUCAAUAUGCUCAGAAGUUUUUUCUCUGCUUUGGUUGCAGCUCAACCGAUGGAAGAUUGUAAAAUGCUUGUACCUUUGGUUUGGAAAUGGCGUACGCAUCGGUCCUACGAAUAUUAUCAGAAUAGGAUUUCUUACGAGUAACGAGUAAUAUGAGACUAGUUAGACUGGCUUAUUUUAUUAUUGUACAUAUUUAUUGUAUUUAAGUUGAUGAUAAUUUUACUUCGAGUACUGUACCAGUUAAAAAUUGAUUGCUCAAUGUUUUAAGAGAAUUAUUCUAAUUUUUUAUUAUAUUUUUAUUCGUUCGUU